AUGCCAAUGGACUUGUAUAAACAUUGUUUGCUCAAGCAGCAUUCUGGCUUAUUGGUUGUGGAGUUUUCGACUUCCAAAACCGGCAAGCACGGUCAUGCAAAGUGUCACUUUGUUGCUAUUGACAUCUUCAAUGGGAAGAAGCUUGAGGAUAUUGUUCCCUCAUCCCACAACUGUGAUGUUCCUCAUGUCAACCGUACUGACUAUAUGCUGAUUGAUAUCGCUGAGGAUGGAUUUGUGAGUCUGCUGACUGAGAAUGGUAAUACUAAGGAUGACCUGAGGCUUCCAACCGAUGACAAUCUGCUGACACAGAUCAAGGAUGGAUUUGGUGAUGGAAAAGAUUUGGUUGUUUCAGUGAUGUCUGCUAUGGGAGAAGAGCAGAUCUGUGGCCUUAAGGACAUCGGCCCCAAGUAAUUGUCCUUCAUGAAUGGGGAAUGCUUCAAGACUGGGACUUUAAACAGAACCACAUAAUAGUAGCUUACU
This is a messenger RNA of Quercus lobata, 480 nucleotides long. RefSeq names its product eukaryotic translation initiation factor 5A-like. The coding region runs from base 1 to 411 and encodes 136 amino acids. NCBI's taxonomy places the organism in Eukaryota, Viridiplantae, Streptophyta, Magnoliopsida, Fagales, Fagaceae. The transcript has 5 exons. Gene Ontology annotation, molecular function: ribosome binding; RNA binding; translation elongation factor activity. The record is from RefSeq and is a predicted model, not a curated record. Gene Ontology annotation, biological process: positive regulation of translational elongation; positive regulation of translational termination.